UGUCAUCUUGAUUUGUCAUUAUACAAUAAACAAUUUGAUGUAGAAUUAAUGUUUCCUUGGAGAUUUGGGGAAGUUGUUUACAAGGUGGGUUGAAUUAUCCUGUAUUUAAAAAUAAAGAUAUUCUAUAAUAGCGAUUAAUUUGCAACGAGCAAUAUGCAAAGUCAAAAUUUUAAACGUAGGACUACUUUAACAACAUUACCAGCAAUAGAAACCAUACAGAGAAAUGUAAAGAAGGUUCCGACCUAUCAUAGCAGAAAACCUAGAGACAUACCAUUUCACUUACCUCACAAGAAGCUCAUUGAUAGAAUAGAGUAUGUAGAAAAAGAACCAGAACCUUUGACUGGCUUUGCUGCUGCACAAGCAAAUAGAUUUCUAAAUGAGAGGAAAAGUGGCAAACUACAAUUGGAGCCUAUAAAAACUGAUAAUGGUAAAAAAAAGAAGGCCAUUACUAUUAGGGAAUCUCGGAGUAGUGUGUGUGAGGAUAAUAGAGAACAAACUACAGAUCCAUUGAAAAUUAAACCUGAAGUAGCUUCUCAGAAGGAAGUAAUAGACUAUGUACGAAAUAAGCCCUCAUGUGGUUUCUUGUACAUGAUAUAUGCAGUGCACCCCCAAAAUGUGUAUUUCACACCAUAUUAUCUCAAGGUAGUUCCAUAUGAGGAAAUAGACAAAAAAAAUUAUUUGACCAUUAGCCCUUGCGGAGUGACACAUUACACAAAUGAAAUGGUUUUCACAAAACUACCAGAAUGGGAACAGGAAUACACAAUAUUUGUGCAACUUACAAAUAUAAAAUUUUUUCGUGUGUACCGUUAUUGGAAAGCAUUUUAUGUUUGGCGGAAAUCAAUUGUGUUUCGUAAGUAUAAUAAAACACGGAACAAGAUUGCCAAGAAACUGUUCAUCCUUACACCAGUUCUGGGCAAAGCAUUGCUUAGCAUUCAGGCAAUGUGUUGCGAUAUGUAUAUGAAGUCAUUUGCUGAUGUGUCAAGAGAUAUGGACACUGCUUUCUUCUACUUCAUUGAAGUGCAGAUGAAACGUAUGGAAUUCAUAAGGGACAAGUUAAUUGCCUUUAGAUCGAUAGUUCUUGAAGUGAUUACCACUGCCUGCCAUGCAGCACUCUACCAACAGGGUUUCACCUUUGAUGACAGGAAUAUUCCACCUUUCCAAAUCAUUAGAGGGAAGCCCACAGGAGGGAUGUCCUAUACCGAAAAAGCUAAUAAGCGGAAAUACUGCGAGAGACUUGCUAGCUUUAUAAAACUUUCGGAUUAUAUGACCAAUUAUAUGCUACACCGUCUGACGAAGCGUUCCAAUAAGAUAAUGGCCUCUAUGUUACGCAUCCACAAGGAAUUCACACCGUCGCUUGAGCUUCUAUCCGGAAAUGAACUGGAUGAAGUACUGGAAGUGGUGCCACGGCCAACCGACACCUGCAAGUGGGCACUUUUCCAACUCGACGCAUAUGUUCUUCCAUCUGGCGAAGUGGAACUAAAUCCAAGUGAAAAAGUGGUAUCUAGUUUUAUGCAAAAAAUCGCUAACUAUUGGGACGAAUACGUAAGGACUUUCCACAAUUUCCUCAAUGAGGAAACUUUGCAAAUAUUCGUACAGCCAACAGUCAUGGGAAAACAAGUUGAAUGGUCUGCGGGAGAGUCGCCAAACUUAUACUUUUUAAUGAACCAAGAUAAAAAAAUGUUGAGUGAUAUUACUUUUAUACCCGAGUGUAUUCACCAAGCCUUUAGAAAUGUCUGGAUUUUCUUGGAUAGAAUGGAUGUGUUCAUGAAGAACUUCAAGGAAGCUCACGAGAUGGACGUUGAACUAAUUAAAAGUGAACGCGAUGUAAACGAGUUUAGGUUAUUAUGUAAUAAAUUGGUUAAGCAAAUGGAAGAUAUUGAAGAGGUUGUUAGUUAUCAACCACUUGGAAUAAUCUUCCUAAAUCUAUGUCCCUUCCAAGAGCUUUUCAGGCCACAACCGAGACGGCUGUUCGACGUUGUAAAUUGUAUUACUCCGGAUAUCGGUCACGAUUGUAUAGAAGAAAUCCUAAAUGGCAUCGAAUGUAUCACCAAUGACAUCACCAAAGAGCCAGAGAGCGCUGGAGAACUGGUCGCUUUUAACUUCUUAAUGGACGGGCUCGAGGGACGGGUGGCUUUCUUAGAGGAGAGACUUGAGUACCUGCGAGAGUUAUACGACCUAAUGGGGGAGUUCAAUAUUGGUAUUCCACCAGAAGAUAUGAAUGAAUUCUUAGGUCUCAGCGUGGUGCUGGGAACUCUCCGCACAAACGUAGAUGCGAUACUUGAAACGCGAAGUAAACUAGCCGGCAUGUUCGCUAGCCAAAUUGGUAAAGAUAUCAUGGAACUGAUUCUGGACGUGAACAAACUUAGAGAAGAAAUUGCUAAACCAUGGCUUUAUGACGAAAAAUCGGAUAUGGAAAAAGUAGUAGAGACUCUCGACGAUCUGAUGGAUAAAUUGAACGGAUUCUCUGCCAGGGACAAGCAAAUACGAGAAUGGCAAAAGAUAUUUAAGAUACCCCCCGCACGAUUGGAUCAAUUGGAUGAAGCCAUAACGGAUGUAAAACUGAGACAACUUUUAUGGAAAUCAGCUAAAGAAUGGAACGAUUCUUACGCGUCCUGGUAUGAACUACCCUUUAACACUUUGGAUAUGGAUGAUAUACAGACAACUACAUUAAAUUUCGGGAAAGUAUUCAAUCAGUUGGACAAGGGACUGCCGCCUAACAAAAUCGUUCCUGGUUGUAAAGAAACUAUUGAUAUCAUCAAGGAUAAGUUACCAGUGAUGUCGUAUCUGCGCAACCCGGCAUUGAAGCCGCGUCAUUGGGUGAAGAUUGAGGAGAUAUUGAAGACGAGAUUCACACCAGAUAUGGUGGUCACACUCGGACUUCUGGAGGAGUUGCAAGCCUUCCAACACGCUGAGGAGUUGAUGGAAGUGGCGGGACAGGCUAGUUCCGAAGCGGGUCUGGAGGCGCUUCUGAAGAAGGUUGAAGAAAUAUGGGCCACAUUGGAAUUCCCAGUAAUUUUACACAAGGACGCUCGCGAUGUGUACGUCCUGGGUGGUCUGGAUGAGAUACAGGCGGCUGUUGACGAGAGUAACAUCCACGUCAGUACCAUACUGAGCUCAAGGAAUUGCGGACCGAUUAAGAGCAGAGUGGAAGAAUGGGCUAAAAAUUUGGAUUUGUUCUCAAAAACUCUAGAAGAAUGGUAUCUUUGCCAGCAGACGUGGAUAUACUUGGAAGUAAUUUUCUCAGCGCCAGAUAUCCAGAGACAGCUGCCCAAUGAGACCAGGCUUUUUACGAUUGUAGAUAAAUCGUGGAAAGAUAUCAUGCGAAAACUUGCUAAGGUUCCAUUAGCCAUGCCCGCGGCGACACAACCAAAGUUGUAUGAAGAGUUUGUUCGCAAUAACGAAAUGCUUGACCAAAUUAUGAAAUGUCUUGAAGCGUAUCUAGAAACGAAGAGAGUCGCUUUCCCCAGAUUCUUUUUCCUGUCGAAUGAUGAACUACUUGAAAUUCUGGCACAAACCCGUAAUCCUCACGCAGUUCAGCCACACUUACGUAAAUGUUUCGAUGCAAUCGCCAAAUUGGAGUUUGGGGUUAAACUGCCGGAGAGUGAGAUGGAGAUAACGGAAGACGGGACGUUGGUGGAGAAAGAGAUGUCAUUCAACACUCGUGACGCACUACAAGCAAAGCUGGCAAAAACAGCCAAACAAGAAGAUUUGACCACUGACAUAAUAGCAAUGCUCUCACCGGAAGGAGAAAGAAUAAAUUUAGGAAAGGGACUGAAAGCACGCGGUAAUGUAGAAGACUGGCUGGGCAAAGUAGAGGAGGCGAUGUUCGCAUCCGUUAAACGUUGCAUGAAAUUUGCUUUACGAGAUUAUUUGGUACGACCACGAGUGGAUUGGGUCACCUUGCAUCCUAACCAGAUAGUAUUAACCGUAUCACAAAUUAUGUGGGCGAAGGGUGUCCAUGAAAUAUUAGCGUUAGAUUUACCACUACGUAUAGACACCGGUCUGAUAAAUUACGAGAAGAAAUGUAUAUCCGACUUAAAUGAUCUGGCCGCCCUAACAAGGAAGGACCUGAGCUCCUUAUUCCGCAAGGUUCUAUGCGCUCUCAUUACAGUUGAUGUUCACGCACGAGACACGAUCACUCACAUGGUUGAGAAGCAUGUACAAAAAGCUGAUGAUUUCGAAUGGCUUAAAAUGAUCCGUUACUACUGGGAAGAAGAUAUCGAUAACUGUGUGGCUCGGAUGUCAAGCGCCAUGUAUAUUUACGGCCAUGAGUAUCUUGGAGCUGGAGGUGUGCUAGUUAUAACGCCCUUGACGGAUCGAUGCUAUCUAUGUCUGAUGGGCGCGCUUCAGCUGGACCUGGGCGGAGCUCCAGCGGGUCCUGCUGGCACUGGCAAGACAGAAACAACCAAAGACCUGGCCAAGUCGCUCGCCAUACAGUGCGUCGUAUUUAAUUGCUCAGAGGGUUUGGAUUACAAAAUGAUGGGCCGCUUCUUCUCUGGUUUGGCCACGUCGGGGGCAUGGUGUUGUUUCGACGAGUUCAAUAGAAUUGAUAUAGAAGUGUUAUCAGUAAUCGCGCAACAACUCAUUACUAUAAGGAAUGCAAAGGUUGCCAAACAAUCCAGGUUUAUGUUCGAAGGUCGUGAGAUUAAACUCGUUCGAACUUGCGCUGCAUUUAUUACAAUGAAUCCGGGCUAUGCUGGCAGGACAGAACUCCCUGAUAACUUGAAAGCUCUAUUUCGACCCAUCUCCAUGAUGGUACCCGAUUAUGCUUUAAUAGCUGAAGUCAUUCUAUACUCUGAGGGUUUCGAGUCCUCGAAGGGUCUGGCCAAAAAAAUGGUGCAAAUGUAUAAAUUAUCAAGCGAACAGUUAUCCAAGCAAGACCAUUACGACUUUGGGAUGAGGGCUGUCAAGAGUGUGUUGGUAAUGGCGGGUGCUUUGAAACGCGCCAGUCCUGACCAGCACGAAGAGAAAACUCUGCUCUGUGCAUUGAAUGACAGUAACCUGCCUAAAUUCCUGGCUGCAGACGCUAUUCUAUUCGCCGGGAUAUUGUCAGAUUUGUUCCCUGGAGUUGAUCUACCUGAAAGGGAUUACGGUGUCAUGGUUGAAGUUAUAACUGAUAUACUGCUGGAGAGGAAGCUGCAGGUAAUGACGUGUCAGAUCAGGAAGGUGAUCCAGCUUCACGAAACUAUGAUAGUGAGGUGGGGCGUGAUGCUUGUUGGACCGACGGGUGGAGGGAAAACGGUCGUACUUCAUGUGCUGGGUGACACUUACACUCGUCUGUACGAAUACGGUGUCGUGGGUCCCCAGUAUCAACUAGUACACAAAUAUAUAAUGAAUCCAAAAAGUCUAACCAUCGGGGAACUAUACGGCGAGGUGAAUUUACAAACACUUGAGUGGCACGACGGCAUACUGCCUCUGUCACUGAGAACCGCUGUGCAGUUCGAGACUCCUGACCACCAAUGGCUGAUCUGCGACGGUCCGGUGGAUGCUGUGUGGAUAGAGAACAUGAACACGGUCCUGGAUGACAAUAAAAUGCUGUGUCUCUCAAACUCUGAGAGAAUCAAGCUCACACCUUACGUACAUAUGGUGUUCGAGGUGGCAGACUUGGCGCAGGCUUCGCCGGCGACUGUUUCUCGUUGUGGUAUGGUGUACAUAGAUCCCGACGAGAUGGGCUAUUUACCAUACGUACGUUCCUGGCUGGAAGCUGCAGUGGACAAAAACCUCGUUAAUCAAGAAAACUCUGAGUUUCUGUACGAAUUGUUCAAAAUGUUGGAGGUGGGAUUCAUUCAUGUUAACACUAAGUGCAGUGUGGGAAUCAAACAGGUGGACAUAAGUAAAGUGUCAGCACUGUGUGUCCUACUGGGCGCUUUGCUUGGAGAACCUGGUGAUAGGUUUUCGGAUAAAUCAGCAGUUAAAAUUUAUAUAGCGCAUUGUUUUAUAUUCUGCUAUGUGUGGAGCAUUGGUGGUAACAUUCUUGAAGUCAACAGAAAGACCUUCGAGGAGAUCAUUAAAAGGCAGUUUGAAACCUUCGAAGAGGCUGAAUACUUUCCCCAAGGCUUCAAUUUCUUUGAUAUGUAUAUGGAUACGCGUCAUCGUAAACUGAAGGUGUGGGCGGAGAUCAUUCCCGAGUUUAUCUAUGACUGCAAUCGACCUUUCUUCGAGACUCUAGUACCAACGAUCGAUACAGUAAGAUAUGGAUACUUAUUCGAGAAGCUUCUGACUGCUGGGAAACCAGUUAUGUUCACUGGAAACACUGGUGUUGGAAAAACAGUGGUAGCAGCGGAGGUUCUCAAGAAAAUGUCCACAACUGGCACCUUUAUUCCCGUAAUGCUGAAUUUCUCAGCUCAAACGAGUAGUAUACGUACUCAAGAAGUUAUAGAGUUACGUUUGGACAAGCGUCCCAGGAAAGCGAUCGGUGCGCCGCUAGGAAAGAAGAUCAUUAUAUUUAUUGAUGACGUCAACAUGCCGCGUCUUGAUGUCUAUGGAGCUCAACCUACCAUUGAACUUCUACGUCAGUAUCUGGACUUUGGCGGGGUGUAUGACCGAGACAAGCUGUACUGGAAGGAUAUACUGGACGUGGUGCUGUCGUGUGCGUGCGCACCGCCCGGUGGUGGAAGAAACCCACUCACCGGUCGCUUCGUGCGACACUUCGCUAUGUUCUUUAUAUCCGCACCAAACGCUGAGGCUAUGAAAACCAUAUUUAAGGCAAUUCUAAACGGUCACAUGGAAGACUUCGUUUCUGAAGUAUCGGUACUCGGAGAACCCAUAGUCAAUGCAGCUGUAGAAGUGUACCUGAAGAUUUGUGCGGAAUUGUUGCCAACGCCUGCCAAGUCGCAUUACGUAUUUAAUUUGAGAGAUCUAUCUAAAUCAAUGCAGGGAGUGUUACAAGCAAACGCCGCUUACAUGAGACUUCCUCAAGGGAUGCUUAGGCUCUUCUAUCACGAAUGUUUGCGAGUAUUUCACGAUCGUCUUAUCAAUAUUGAAGACAAGAGUUACUUCUACCAUCUCAUGAGCACCGUCUGCCAGAAGUACUUUCAGCAUCCGAUCCUGGAAAUACCGGACACUCCUAUCAUAGAGAACCCACCGUUGCUGCUUUUCGGUGAUUUCCUCAACUCGGCCGUACCCAAAGAAAACAGGAUUUACCAGGAAAUACCUGACAUAGAUAAAUUAAUGGUUGUCUUAAAGGAAUAUUUAGAGGAGUAUAAUUCUACGGCUCGCGCUGAGAUGCACCUGGUGUUGUUCCGCGACGCUGUGGAGCACGUCGUCCGUGUGGCAAGGGUCCUGCGGGCGGAGCGUGGGCACUGUCUGAUGGUUGGCACCGGAGGCUCCGGCAGACGUUCCGUGGCCACCCUGGCUGGACAUGUCAAUGAGUGCAAAUGUAUGGGUAUGGAGUUAAAGCGCAACUACGAUACUCCAGAAUUCCACGACGAUCUCCGUAACAUGUACAUGCGUGCCGGCGUCUCUGGCGACGAUACUGUCUUCCUGUUUACAGAUACACAAAUCACCAAGGAAGAGUUCCUCGAGGACAUCAAUAAUAUGCUCAACUCAGGUGAAGUACCGAAUCUGUUUGAAGGCGACACUUAUGAACAAGUUCAAACGGGUUGUCGAAAUGAAGCUGCAAAAGCAGGAAUAAAUCCAGGAGAUAGAGACGCCGUUUAUUAUUACUUCAUUAACAAGGUGCGGGGGAAGCUGCAUCUAUGUAUAUGUAUGAGCCCAGUUGGAGAGGCGUUCAGACGUCGCUGUCGCAUGUUUCCCUCCCUGGUAAACUGUUGUACCAUAGAUUGGUUCACAAAGUGGCCGCCAGAGGCUCUGCGGUCUGUGGCACAACAGUGUUUGCAGCCGCUUGGUGAUGAAAAAAUUAUCAAUAUGAUAUCUACGCUGGCCGUUUCCAUGCAUCAGGACGUGGAUGUGAUGACUGAGCGGUUGUUUGAAGAGAUGAGGCGCUAUUUCUAUUCUACUCCUAGCAGCUACCUCGAUCUACUUAAAUUGUACCUGUCUUUAUUGGAUAAGAAGCAACAAGAAAUUAUACGGGGAAGAGAUAGAAUUUCCUGCGGAUUACAGAAAUUGUACGAAACCUACGAAGUUGUUGGUGUUAUGGAACAGCAAGUGCGUGAAAUGGAACCUGUCCUUGCUAAAAAAGCUGAGGAGGGCAUGGCACUGGUGGCUCGGCUUAAAAUUGAACAGAAGGCCGCUGAUGAAGUCAAGCAAGCUGUGAUGAAGGAUGAAGCUGAGGCUAAAAUAAAAGCAGAAGAAGUAAGGCAAAUAGCCGAUGAGGCAAAGGCGGACUUAGCGCUGGCGAUGCCAGCGAUGGAGGCGGCACAGAACGCUUUGAAGGCACUUAACAAAGCAGAUAUUAAUGAAUUAAAAGCUUUCCAGAAACCACCCGCUCUAGUGCGCUUUGUUAUGGAACCGGUUUGCAUUCUUCUUGGUGCUAAACCAGACUGGGAUUCUACAAAAAAACUACUGGCCGACGUUAACUUUAUUCGUAAUUUAGAAGAAUACGACAAAGAUCAUAUUCCAGAUGCAUUGCUGAAAAAAAUUAAAACUUAUUUGACACAUAAGGAUUUCAAUCCCGAUACAGUGGUCAAAGUGUCCAAGGUUUGUCGAUCUAUGGUACUGUGGGUUCAAGCUAUUGAUAUGUAUGCAAAAGUUUUUAGGGUUGUGGAACCGAAGAUUCUUAAACAUAAAGAAGCAGCUGCUAUAUUAAAAAGUGUAAUGGCAGUUUUGAGAGCGAAACAGAAAGAGGUUGAAGCCAUCGAAGCUAUGUUAGCGAAAAUGAUGGACGAGUUAAAGGUUGUAGAAGAGGAACGUAUCAAAUUACAAGCAGAUGUCGACUUAGCUGCAGCGAGGUUGUCUCGAGCUGGGAAACUGACCCAGGCACUCGCUGACGAGAAGACUAGGUGGGAAGAAGGUGUCAAGGCAGCGACUUUUAAACUUCACUGUACUACGGGCGAUAUUAUAAUAGCGUCAGGCUGUAUCGCUUACUUCGGAGCCUUCCCUUCUAAUUACAGGCGAGAACUAGAGAAUAAAUGGGUCGAUCAGUGUCGGGAACUGGAAAUACCGUCUUCAGAAUCAUUUGACCUGAUAUCAAUAAUGGCGGACUCUUACACGGUGCGUACAUGGAACGCUCAAGGGCUGCCUCGAGACGCGAUAUCCACUGAGAACGGCAUAUUAGUGACACGCGCGGGAAGAUGGCCGCUCACUAUCGAUCCCCAGGAACAGGCCAACAGGUGGAUAAAGAACAUGGAACGUAAUAACGGCUUACAGAUUACAAAGUUAAAUGAUGCUGCAUAUUUGAGGAUGCUGGAAAAUUGUAUACGUCUAGGUUGGCCCAUGCUCAUAGAAGAUCUUGGGGAAACCUUGGAAGCAACGCUAUCUCCUGUUUUGCUCAAACAGACUUUCAUUCAGGCCGGUCGUCUUCUUAUUCAUCUUGGUGAUAGUGACAUCGAAUAUGACACGAAUUUCCGCCUGUACCUCACCACGAAACUCGCAAAUCCACAUUACUUACCAGAAAUCUGCAUACAAGUGACCCUUGUCAACUUUACUGUGACACUUUCGGGCCUGGAAGACCAAUUGUUGGCGGAUGUGGUGCGUUUGGAACGACCUGACUUAGAAUUGCAGCGGUCAGAAUUGAUAGUACGAAUUAAUGCUGAUAAAGCAUCGUUGUUGGAAAUAGAGGAUAAGAUUUUACGGUUAUUAUACGCGUCUUCUGGAAACAUCCUUGAUGACGAGGAACUAAUCGAAACUUUGAACGAGAGUAAGGAAACAUCAGAGAUAAUAAACGCUCGGUUGGAGGAAACUGAAAAGACGGAGGUGAGCAUAUCAGCUGCGAGGGAGAAGUACCGUACUGUGGCGACACGUGGUGCUGUCUUGUACUUCGCGGUCGCUCAGCUGGCUGACAUCGAUCCCAUGUACCAGUUCUCGCUCAAGUAUUUCAACCAGGUUUUCAACUUGGUUAUAGAGAAGAGUGAAAAGAGCGAUGUAUUGGAGACCCGCCUCGAGAUAUUGCUCCGUGAGAUUACACUUUCCGUAUACCGCAACGUGUCGCGGGGUCUUUUUGAACGACACAAACUGGUUUUCAGUUUUUUAUUGAACAUGGCUGUGUUCCUACACGCCGGUUUAGUCAGACACGACCAAUGUGACUUCAUACUCAGAGGACCUGCUGGCACUAAAGUGGUGCCACCAAAGAAACCUCUGGUGGAAAGUCUAACGGAGCAGAUGUGGUUGGCCGUGAAUCACUUACAAGAAACUGAUCCCAGCUUCGAGAACCUCGUGAGGGACUGUCAGCGACGGAUACCAAUCAAGCUUGGCACAUUUUCGCUGGAGAUUCACGUUAACAAAAAUGAUAAAAACCCAGCAGUAGUGAACUGGGACGAACAUCUGAAUGCCUUUGAGAAAUUAAUGUUAAUAAAAUGUUUAAAAGAAGAGAAGCUUGUGUUCGCUAUAGCUCAGUACGUGAGCACGAGCCUCGGCUCCGUGUUCAUAGAGAGUCCUACGGUUCAACUGAACACCCUAUACGCUGACACAACUUGUUCUAUACCUUUGGUAUUUGUGCUAAGUACCGGAUCUGAUCCAUUUGGAGCGUUUCAAAAAUUUGCUACUGAAAUGGGAAUGAGAGAUAGAGUUCACUCAAUAUCACUCGGUCAGGGCCAAGGACCGGUUGCAGAGAAAAUGAUAAACGCUGCCAAACCCAAAGGAGAUUGGGUAUUUUUGCAGAAUUGUCAUCUAGCAGCUUCCUGGAUGUUGAGUCUUGAACUAAUAGUUGCUAAUAUGGGCAGUGAUCAAACUGGCUUGCAUCCAGAUUUUCGACUUUAUCUUAGUUCAAUGCCUACACCGAAAUUUCCUGUUUCCGUACUACAAAAUUCAGUGAAAGUUACUAACGAGCCACCCAAAGGUUUAAAAGCGAACGUGAAAAGAGCGCUGAUAGAAAUGGAAGAAGACUUUUUUGAAAAUCACGUCCUGGGGCAAGAUUGGCGAACGAUGCUAUUCGGUGUCUGCAUGUUCCAUGCUAUUAUUCAAGAAAGAAAGAAGUUCGGUCCACUUGGUUGGAAUAUCACAUAUGAGUUUAAUAAUAGCGACCGGGAAUGUGCUUUACUGAAUUUGCAAAUGUUCUGCGAGGCUGGUCACAUACCAUGGGAUGCUUUGGAGUAUAUUACGAGUCAGAUCACAUACGGUGGGCGAGUCACGGACAUGUGGGACCAGAGAUGUCUUACCACCAUUCUCAAGCUGUUCUUUUCGCCUCCUACUUUGGAAGACGAUUACACUUAUUCACCUUCACGUAUAUAUUACUGUCCCAGACUUGAAAAGUUACAAGACGUUCGUGAUUAUAUCGAUACAUUGCCAGUCAUAGAAGAUCCUGAAAUUUUUGGUAUGCAUGAGAAUGCCAAUAUCGCCUAUGAGAAUAAAGAAACUAGUACCCUCAUCCGGACGAUAGUAGACGUUCAACCUCGCACAGGAGGAGGAGGUGGAGGAGAUACACCAGAUCAGAUCGUAUGGCGUAUUUGUGAUCAGACGAGAGCCGUUGUCGUCAGGAAGGUGGACAGAAACCUCAUCAACCCCGAACUCAUGAUCCCAGAUGACAUGGGACAAUUACACUCGCUCUCAACCGUCCUACUACACGAGACUGACAGAUUCAACACUCUUCUAGCACUUAUCCAUUCAUCACUUACUGAAUUGCAAAAGGCUAUUAAGGGCGUGGUUGUGAUGUCAGAAGCAUACGAGGAAGUAUUUAAUUCCUUCCUCAAUAAUAAGGUACCAGAGAUGUGGCACCGCAAAGGAUACAAUUCCCUUAAGUCGUUGGGCAGCUGGAUACAUGACCUCACAUUGCGGAUCGACUUUAUAGAGAGAUGGUUGAUUGACGGCGGCGCUCCCAGUAGCUGGGUGUCGGGUCUGUUCUUCCCUCAAGGCUUGUUGACGGGUUCUCUUCAGGCGUACGCGAGACGAUACAGGGUUCCCAUAGACGCGCUCAUGUUCGAUUUCGAACCAACCUCGAUAUUUCUAUCCCAAGAGGAUGUUUACAAACAGAAUAAGAAGAAGACCAAAGAUGAUGAGGCGAAUGUGUUCGGUUCGUUGGAGAAGCCUGAAGACGGUGUGAACAUUCACGGACUAUUCAUAGACGCUGGUCGAUGGGACGUAGCUCACAACUGCCUCUCAGACGCUUUGCCAGGUCAGAUGAACCCAUCUCUGCCCGUGGUGUGGUUCAAGCCUGUUUUGUCGCUACCAAAACCUGACCCUCGUUACGAGGCGCCUCUUUAUAAGACCUCUGAACGAGCCGGGGUUCUAUCCACCACUGGUCACAGCACUAACUUUGUCCUGCCGGUUCUGUUACCAGCCGACAAGCCCUCCGAGUUCUGGAUCAUCAGAGGCACGGCGCUGCUCACACAAAUCACCGACUGAACUUUUAUUUAUUUAGAAUAUGUUUAUAAUCUUGUAGUUGUAUUUUUUUAUUAUUUAUAUAUCAUUGUCAGUGUUUUUCUAGAAGUUUGGUUUGUUGUAAUAUUAUUAAUAGGAAUAAUUGUGAUA
Molecule: messenger RNA, 12522 nt
Organism: Danaus plexippus (monarch butterfly)
Lineage: Eukaryota; Metazoa; Arthropoda; Insecta; Lepidoptera; Nymphalidae
Gene: Dhc16F
Product: dynein axonemal heavy chain 6
Exons: 68
Coding region: 154-12396 (4080 amino acids)
Biological process (GO): microtubule-based movement
Cellular component (GO): dynein complex
Molecular function (GO): dynein intermediate chain binding; dynein light intermediate chain binding; minus-end-directed microtubule motor activity
Source: RefSeq, a predicted model, not a curated record